AUAGAGCGGGAAAAUACACAUCCUUCUUGUUAUGCAGUGUUGUGCAGUUAAAUUUGCAUGUAAAUUUGCACCGAAAUUUGCCGUCCUUGUGCUGUUCAGCGUACGAUGUUUUCCUCUACUGAAAUGACGCAAGCAAGGCAAACGUGCGAUGCGAGGUUUGUUGGCGCUAGAACCCAAUUGAGUUAACCAUCCGGUGCAGUGGUUCUGAACGUGCGUUAUUCGGGGGAAUCACGACCUCAAUGAACCUACUACCCUGAGGCAGCUGUGCAGAAGUUGGUUCUCGAUCUUCCGCCGGAAGAACAGUGGGAUCGUCAAAGCGGAUGCCGUUGGGUCCCCACCAACCGUUACUGCGCUCAUGGAUCACAACAAAGUUAUACUAGCAAGAAUUUCCUGCGAUACGUCCUCCUGUGGACUCCCAUUGUGAACUUGCUGUGCCAGCCAUUUCGAGCCACCGAAGAGUGAUGGACGCAAACAACUUAAUUCGCAUCAAAGAAGAACUCGGCAGCCCUCCUGUUCCUCCACAAGAUAGUGCGAUCACUGAGGAACCAAUGAGGGUCAACAGCCUUGGAACCUGUGCAAGGGGUCCCACCUACAUGAAGGAAGAGCUUCAAGGAACAAACAUCCCUUGUGUCCCAGGAAAUGAUGGAAGCACCGAGGAGAUCAUUACUGGUGACUGUCCAGGAACGCCAGUUUAUGCAAGCCAUUCCAUACGUAUCAAAGAAGAAUUUAUCGGCCCCGGUUCACCCGCAUCACCUGGCAACCAUGGAAAUGCGGAGGAGCUUGAGUCAUGUGAAUGCCUGGGAGCAGCAGUGCAAAGAAGUGUGCUUCACAUUAAAGGAGAUCGCCACGAUUUUUUUUACUCCGCUACUUCGACGCACAGUUCUACCGAUGCACCGCUAAAGGAUGGUACCUUCCCUUCCCUGGACCACGAUAUUUCGCUGAGCGCCAACGGUGAUGCCAGAGAUCUGAAAGCCGGAGUUGAUGCUGCAUCCUCAGAGGGACAGGCUGAAGUUCAACAAGUGCGCAGCGCUCACUCAUUGCACCAAAAGCCCAAUUCUGAAAGAACAAGCCAUGAAUGUCCAAAAGAUGUGCCGCUCAAGUGCCAUGUGUGUUCCGCGACAUCCUCCGCUGAUGCUGGUGAGGUCACAACUUAUGCAUCUCUUCCUCAGACAUCUGGAGCACAUGCGGGUGAACAGCCGGGUGGAAGUCAGCGUGAAUGCGAUGUCCGCUCAGUUGUGUUUGCCGCAGACUCUGUUCUGCGAGGGCAUCUGGCCACACAUAGCAACGAAAACCCAUCCGACUGUGAAGUGUGUGCUUGCGUAUUCUUCUGUGCGGAUGCAUUCAAGGCUCACAAGCAGCCGCACACAAGUAACAACGUGUCAGGCAUCGCCUGUGAUGCAGCAUCGUGCACGGUAGAAAAAACUGAGAAGUGCUCCAUCUGUUCCACCGCAUUUGCUUGUCCCGGAGAACUCAAGGCGCACAUGAUGACCCAUGCGGCAGAGAAGACAUACAAGUGUCGGCUGUGUCCCGCGACUUUCGCUCUUUUCGGCUCCCUUAAACGUCACUCGAAGACGCACACAGGAGCGAAACAGUUUGUGUGCGACAUCUGUGGCGCCGAGAUCGGCAGGUCCGGGGACCUCAAGAGACACAUGGCGACGCACAUGGAGGAGAAGCCAUUCAAGUGCGAGUUCUGCUCCGCCACAUUCGCGUCUUCGGCGGAGCGCAAGAAACACGUAAUGACCCACACCGGGGAGAAGCCCCACAAGUGCGAGAUCUGUCCCGCGGAAUUUCGCCUCAGGUCGAGGCUGAAGUCGCACGUGCGGACCCACACGGGCGAGAAGCCGUACAGCUGCGAGUUCUGUUCUUCCGCGUUUGCGACAUCCGUAGAAUGCAGGAGACACACCAUGACGCACACCGGGGAGAAGCCCUACAAGUGCGAGCUCUGUCCCGCAGAGUUUAUUCUCUCGUCGAGCCUGAAGUCACACGUGAGGAUCCACACCGGAGAGAAGCCGUACAAGUGCCAGGUGUGCCCCGCCACGUUUAGAACGUCCGUAGAGUGCAAGAGACAUACACUGAUGCACACCGGGGAGAAGCCCUAUAAGUGCGAGCACUGUCCCGCGGAGUUUCGCCUCUUGAUGGGGCUGAAGUCGCAUGUGCGAACCCACACGGGAGAGAAGCCAUACAAGUGCAAGUUCUGUCCUUCCACAUUUGCGACAUCUAUAGAUUGCAGGAGACACACCAUGACGCACACCGGGGAGAAGCCCUACAAGUGCGAGCUCUGUCCCGCAGAGUUCACCCUCUCAUCGACCCUGAAGUCACACGUGAGAAUCCACACCGGAGAGAAGCCGUUCAAGUGCCAACUGUGCCCCGCCAUGUUUAGAACGUCUGUAGAGUGCAGGAGACACACAAUGACUCAUACCGGGGAGAAGCCCUACAAGUGCGAUCUCUGUCCUGCAUCCUUCAUCCAGUCUUCGAGCCUCAAGCGUCACAGUCGGACGCACACAAGGGAGCCCAGGCAGUCAGCCACUGCACAAACCUGACAUCACAGGAGCAGCAAUGCCCAGAAGUGUGCUUUGCACCAAACGAGAUCCCCAAGAUUUGUGUGAUUCCGUAACGCAUAGUUCCAAUGACGCAUCGCUAAAGGAUGGUAGCUUCCCUUCUCUGGACCAUGAUAUCUCGUCGACCGGCAACAGUGAUACCAGAGAGGCUGCAUCCCCAGAGGGGCAGGCUGAAGUUCAACAAGUGCACAACGCUCACUUGUUACACCAAAAGACCGGUUACGAAUGAACAAGCCACGAAUGUGCAAAAGACGUGCCGCUAAAGUGCCAUGUGUGUUCCGCAACAUGCUCCGCAGACAUUGGUGAGGUCACAACUUAUGCAUAUCGUCCUCAGACAUUUGGAGCACAUGCAGGUGAACAGCCGGGUGGAAGUUUGCAUGAAUGUGAAGUGCGAAAUGUGUAACGUGAGUGUGUGCGUGUGCUCAAGUAUUUUUGCCACAGUGUCUGCUUUGAGAGGGCAUCUAGCGACACACCAUAGCAAUUAAAAAGCCAUA
Ornithodoros turicata is the source of this 3052-nucleotide messenger RNA. RefSeq names its product zinc finger protein 431-like. Gene Ontology annotation, molecular function: DNA-binding transcription repressor activity, RNA polymerase II-specific; RNA polymerase II cis-regulatory region sequence-specific DNA binding. The coding region runs from base 462 to 2540 and encodes 692 amino acids. Gene Ontology annotation, cellular component: nucleoplasm; nucleus. Gene Ontology annotation, biological process: regulation of transcription by RNA polymerase II. The transcript has 8 exons. Lineage: Eukaryota; Metazoa; Arthropoda; Arachnida; Ixodida; Argasidae. The record is from RefSeq and is a predicted model, not a curated record.